Psylliodes chrysocephalus is the source of this 4816-nucleotide messenger RNA. The record is from the annotation of a GenBank genome assembly. NCBI's taxonomy places the organism in Eukaryota, Metazoa, Arthropoda, Insecta, Coleoptera, Chrysomelidae.
GUUUGAAGUAGAUGUCAGUGUCAAUUUGUGUUUUUGUUGGAUUUUGAACAAAAAACUUGUUUUGUGGUUUUUACUUAAGUUUUUCAAAGUUUUUAUUUAUUUUAACCGGCUUUAAAAUAAUCUAUACAAAUAUAAAAAUAAUAUUACGAGUGAAUGAUUUGUGAUAGUAGAACCUUCUGGCAUUUGGUAAUUUUCAAAUAAUCGGAUAAAAAUGGAUGGAGAUCCAAAUAGGAUAUGGCACAGACCUUGGACCACCCAAGAAAUAAUAGCUAAUUCAGAAAAUUGGUCUCUAGCCGGAGAUGUAGCUCUACUAAAUACUAUUAAAGCCUUUGCAGAUAAUCUGCUUACUAAAACUGAUGCUUUAAAUGAUAAUAUAAUCGACUUACUACAUAAUUUAGAUGAAGUAGGCCUUAAACUGGAUAUUUCACAAAAUGAAUUUCAAAAUUUAAAAAAUACCCAAUUCAUAGAAAGUAGGGUCUAUGAUGAUGAUGAGGCACUGGAUAGCAAAGAAAAUGAGAAAGUACCAGAUGAUCAAACAGCAGAAAAAUCUGAGGAAAUUAAUUUUGAUGCUAGCUUAAAUUCUGAAAUGAAAUUGUUGGAUAAAUAUUAUGAAAUGGUUGAAAUUUCAAUAAGCGAUAGUGAAGAUGAAUCAGAAAGAAGUUUUGUUUUUAAACCGAAAGAUGUAUAUGAAAAUAGACAGCUACCACCUUUAAUAGGAUCAGACGACUGGUAUAAAAAUUGGUACAUUGAAGAUCAAACUAGUGAUGUUGAUUCUGAAAAAUCUUCAGAAGUUUACAGUGAAUCCGAUUCUGAUGAUAACUUGCCCAAGGAUUUAUUUAAUGGUUCAGAAACUAGUUCAGAACUCGACUUUUCAAAUCAUGCCAACGAAAGUAGACCUGUAGCAAAUUCAACAUUCAAAGACAUUGUUAGAAAACCAGAAUCGGCGAUGUCUAGUGAAGAAAGUGAGGAUUUCAAUUCUCUACCAGCAAAAGCUCCCAUCUCUAAUAAAACUUUUGCUGAACAACUUGCAGCUAAAUUAGAUAGUGUAAUAAGUAGAGAAGAAAUUGUAAGUUCAAACGUAAAUACAAAACCUAUACAACCUCCAAAAUCGGACCCAUUUUCAGCUGGUUUAUUUGCUAACGAACCUCCUCCCCUCAGUGAUUCAGAAGAUAAAACUACGAAAGGUCUUUUUUCGCCAGGAAAAAAUUUGUUUGAUGAUUAUGAGGAAAACGAAGAUGAUUCAGUGUUUUGGGAUAACCAGAAAAAAAAUCCAUCUGCAUCUUUACUUAAAAAAGAAGACAUUAACAAGGAAGAGGCUAAUUUACAGAAAAGUUACAUAGACAAAAAUGAUGUGUUGCCUAAAUCAUCCCAGGUGUCAAAAGGUCUUUUUGAUAGUGAUAACAGUGAUGAUGAUGAUGAUUUAUUUGCACCUAAGACCCAAAACGCAAGUAAAUCUUUGUUUUUGCAGCCAAAUAAGCCAAUUGUUCCAUUAUUUGAUGAUGAACCACCCAGUAUAGACAAUGAAAAGAAAACAGACGAACCUGUCAAAAAGAAACCUACUGGAGGUGUAUCAAUAUUCGGAAACAAGGAUAUUGGUGAUAUUUUGAAAAUCAGACAACAAGCUGUUAUAGAAAAUGUAGAAAAAAAUCGAAGUAAAGAACUGUCCAAACCUGCAGAAGAUAUGCCAAACAAGAAAAUCAACUUAUUCGAUGAUGAGGAUGAUGAUAUUUUCUUUAAAAAAUUAGACAACCAACCAAACAACAAAAAAAUAAACCUUUUCGAUGAUGAUUUAGAUAAUAAUAACAAAGCGGAAAAUAAAAAUUACAAAACUGUGACAGAUAAAAAUGAUAAUUUGAGCAUAGAAAGAACUUCUAAGAUACAAAUCACGGCUAAGAAAUCUAAAGUUAUAAGUUUAUUUGAUGAUGAUGAAGAUUUAAGCAAUGAUGAUGAUAUUUUUGCUAGUUUUAAAAAUUCAAAACAAUCGAAAAGUAAUACCAAUAGGAAUUUAAACCUUUUUGGUGAUGAAGAUGACAUUAACCAAAAUAGAUCUUUAAAAAUUGAUAAAAACAAAAGUGCCACUUUGUUUGGCGAUGAACAUGAUGAUACAGUAAAUCAAGAUUAUAACACUGAUAAUUUGGGACAUAAAUCAGAAAUAGACAACUCUGUAAAAAGUAUUGAUGAAAAAACUAAUAAAAUAAAAGUUGUACAAGAAAGCUCAGUUAUUAAUAAGGAUAAUUUAAGUGAAAAGAAACUAACAAGUAGAAAGAACGUCGAUUUAAUUGAAAAUGAAUCUGCUCAAAAUAAGUUUGCUGAAAUUGGAAAAGAAAAUCAAGUUGCCAAAGAUACCUCAGAAAUAUUUAAGGAUAAUACAUUUGAAAAUGAUAUUAAAAAACCUGUUUCUUCCGACAUACCAAAAAAAAUCAGUCUCUUUGAUGAUGACGAAGACGAGGAUGAUAUUUUUUCGAAUGUUACAAAGAAGCUCGAUUUUAAAUUAUUUGAAGAUCCUGAAAGUCGUGAAGAUCUGUUUAACAUAAACAUUAAUGAAACUGAGAAAAGUGCUGAUAUAAAAAAUGCUGAUAUAAAAAAAACUAGUGAAAUUAUUAGAAAUGACAAUUUAAAAGCUGAUUCAAAAUCUGAGAUCAUUGAAUCUGUGCCGAAUGAAAACAGUAUUAAAGAUGAAACUAUAAAUACAACCAAAGACAAAUAUAAAUCGCAAAAUAAAUUGUUACUUGAAGAUGAAUUGUUUAAUAAAAAUGAUAAACUAAUAGAUACUGAUGGUAAAAUUAAUAUUUUUGAAGAAACAAUGGACAAAAAACCGCGAAAACCCGUAGUAGCAGCUAAACCCCAAUUACAUCCUACCACUAUUCAAACUCGUACAGAUGAAUCUGUAUCUACUGAAGUGCCAAUUAUCAAAUUUGCAACGUCUUCGACUUCAGAUCAACCUCCACCAGUCGUUAAUUUAUUCGGUUCGACUCCACCUCCUGUUGAUGAUGAUGAUUGGGACACGAAAUCUGAUAAUUUCUCCGAUACGGAGGAUUUUGUUUCAUAUCGAGGACAGGAAAAUAGUCAACGGUCGAAUUUGUUUGAUAAUGAACCACCUUCUUUGAAUGGAUAUGAGUCUAGCGGUAUCGAGAGAGAUCAUAGAAAUACAAGAAUAGACACCCUUGAAUCAUCUUUUACUCCGUACGCAAGUUCGAGUCGUAGAUUAUCAUCGGAUAUAUUUAGCGAUCAACAAUCGCAAGACAGUUUUUUCCUCACCAAAAAUAAGGCGGAAUCUACCGCGAAUAGAUCGCAUCUCGAAAUUAUAACAGAAGAUUCAAAAAUGUCAACAAUUGAUGUGACACCUAGCGGAGAAUUAGAAGAAUCUACCACGUCAGAAGUAACUCCAAGUAAAAACGAUUCUGCAUUAUCCAACAACGUAUUUUUGAAUGAUUCGGUCCUCGAGAAAGGCGAUAAAGAAAAGUCGUUUCCGGAGGAUGUUAAAGAUAAAAAAAAAGAAAAUAAAAAUAAAAGCGUCGUCGAUGAAAGGAGAGCGAAUGUCGAGAAAAGCCUGAAUAAGAUUGCCAGUAUAACUGAAAGGCUUAAAAAUCAGAGUCCAGUUAUCAAAUCCCCAGAAAAGAAAGGUUCUCCUGGAAAAUUGAAACCAACGUUGAAUAUAAACGUAAACGCUCUACUGCCUGGUUUAUCUCAACCGAAAAUAAAAUCUUUAACCAAAGCUCAAAAUAAAAUUGAAGAUGCCGAUACAAAUGAUAAUUCAUCAAGUAAUAUUAAUACUCCAUCAAUUAAAACGGACAACGCAAAGGAAAUGUCACAAUCACCGAUAGAUUUGGAUAGCCCUAUAGGAUUUGAUGUGACUGAUAAUGUUAAUAUCCUAACCAGCAUAACUAAAGAAAGAGUUAGAAACCCUGCCAGAAGAAAGCCAUCAACGAGAAGAGCACGACAGGAAGCUUUACGUGCGUCGAUUAUAGAAAGUGAUGCUGUCGACGCGUCCUUACCACCGAAAGAAAAAAGCUCAGAUCACAGUUUCGAAAUACCACAAACAGAAGAGAAACCUCUUUCUACCAACAACAAUCACCAAAAAGAUUUGUCUCCAGAAAAAGAAAAACCGAAUACCGUAUUAGAAAAAAACUCAGAAAUACCUCGGUUUCCUCUAGUAACAAAGACUGAACUCGAGAAAAAACUCUUAAGUAAACCAGCUGCCAAAAUAAAUUUAUUCGAUUCGGAAAGCGAGUCUGAGCAAGCGGACGACAUGUUUGUGGGAUCCACUCAAAACAAAACAAAUGUUGAAAGUAAAACGGAUAACUUUGAGAGCACAGAUAACACUUCUAAAGUCAAAGAUGUUUUAUUCGAUGACAAAUCAACAAAAGAGGAUGAUGACCUAUUUGGUACAGCAGAAUCAAAGAAGAGCGUUGUCGAAAGCAAAUCAAAAGACGAUAUUUUCAAGUCUACGAGUCUGAAAGAUGUGAAGCUUGAAGAUAAUCUUAAAAUGGAUAAAGAUAAAUCGAAAAAAUCUUUAUUUGAUGAUAGUUCCAGUGAUGAUGAUCUGUUCGUGGGAAGUAAUAAAAGCAAAAAAACAGAAAUCAUGACAAAGCCUGUCGAAAAGAAAAUAAAAGCGAAAGUAAAGAAACUCGAAAAUGUCGAAACUACCGAUGAUCCGCUGUCAAAUUUGUUAAAUUAAUCUUAGCCUAAUUUGUUACACGUUAAAAUGUGAUAUAUAAAAAAGUUAUUCCGAAUAUUGUUUUUUUUAUAUAUAUAAAUUAUGCUUGAUAUUAAAAUAUGUAUAAAGUUUUAGUCAAAAAAUAUAUUGUUAAAUAUU